AUGGCACUCUCCACCACCGUCUCCCAGUGGAUCAAGCACAAGGCACCCUGUGCCUUCCUCAGGCGCACCUUCAAGCAGAAGAAGCCGCACCUUCUUUUGGAGACCAGCUACGACCUCCUGAUUCAUUUUAACUGCUUACUCUUUGUACAUCGAUUGGCAGAAGAGUCCAGGACAAAUGCCUGUAAAAGUAAAUCUAAAGUUAUCAAAAAGGAUCAUGUACUGGCUGCAGCAAAGCUAAUUCUGAAGAAGAGCAGAGGUUAG
Chionomys nivalis (European snow vole) is the source of this 261-nucleotide messenger RNA. Its product is annotated as centromere protein W-like. Lineage: Eukaryota; Metazoa; Chordata; Mammalia; Rodentia; Cricetidae. Gene Ontology annotation, biological process: mitotic cell cycle; chromosome segregation; kinetochore assembly. The record is from RefSeq and is a predicted model, not a curated record. Gene Ontology annotation, cellular component: kinetochore; nucleoplasm. The transcript has a single exon. The coding region runs from base 1 to 261 and encodes 86 amino acids. Gene Ontology annotation, molecular function: protein heterodimerization activity; DNA binding.